Ruditapes philippinarum (Manila clam) is the source of this 1222-nucleotide messenger RNA. RefSeq lists its product as uncharacterized. NCBI's taxonomy places the organism in Eukaryota, Metazoa, Mollusca, Bivalvia, Venerida, Veneridae. The transcript has 5 exons. Bases 185 to 1222 code for a protein of 345 amino acids. The record is from RefSeq and is a predicted model, not a curated record.
CACCGGCUAUGGACCUUUUAAAAACAACAUUGAAUGUAAAGAAUAUAAAAAUGAAAUUUUGUUUCCUUUGUAUUCAUUUUUAAGAUUUUCUUUACAAUGUAAAAGCCCUGAAAAUGGGAUAAUCAGUUAGACAUGGAAUAUUUUACAAGAACCGCUUCCAGUGUAUUGAUACUAGACUGAAUGUAUGAUUAUUUGGACUAAACAGUGUUUUCAGUUUCACAUCAUGAAGAUACUGUACUCUCUUAUUGUUUUAAUCCACGUGGUAUAUGCCUAUGUCCACAUGAAUGUGGAUAAUUUUGAGAUAAGAUACCCUCUUAAGUUUGAAAAAAGAUGCCACCUAGAAAAAGACCGAUUUAAUUAUAUUUUGGAAAUUUCAAUUUCCCAGUGUGUCAAAGAAUGUAGUGCACGUGCUCAUUGUCAGGCCUUAAGUUACAGGAGCAAAUUGCACGUGUGUGAACUUUUUUCCAUUUGGAAUGCGAGCAAUCUUCGUCCUGGAAAUUGUAUCUUUAUCGCGAAGGAAACUGUCGAUAUUGUGCAGACUCCAUGCCAAAACGGGUGCCAUUAUGGGCAAGUUUGUGAAACCAGCAAUCAAAAUACAGGUGUUUGUAAAAUAAAAGAAUGUAUUAAUGUGACAAUUCCUCAAGACGGUGUCAUUCUUGGUAACCAGAGGGGAGUCGGAAAAAAUAUCCGAUAUGAAUGUAAAGCGGGUUACACGGCGUUGAAUGGCCCGUUUGCUGUGUGCCUGGACACUGGAGUUUGGAAUGAAUACAGUUUAUGUGUUACCGUUCAGACGCAAACUAGCACAGACUUCCCUAUGGCACCUACAAUUGGUAGUCGUUGUGACACAGAUGCUGAUUGCAUUGAAACAGAAGGAAGAUGUAUUGAAGGAAUAUGUUUCUGUCAUCCACUGCACAGAUACAGCACUUCUUACAAAAACUGUCUAAAAGUCUGCAAUUCUAUGUCAGAUACGUUUCAAGAGAUAAGGAAUAGAGUUAUUGUCAAUUUUAACGAUAUUGAAGAAGCUACAAUAUAUUCAAGUCCAAAUGACUGCGAAACAGCUUGUGCUGAGGAUCCUAUCUGCUCCUCGUUUGAGGCAUGGAAAGAUAAUGGUGUACAUAUGUGUACCAGAUCAUCUGUGAGUCUUAAUAUGGCAAAGGAUGCUGCUCCAAGUGCACCUCAGUUCAAUCCGAAUGUUCAACUGUAUACCCGACUUUGUGUUUGA